AGAGCUGGAGUACGGGCUGAUGUGUUCUAAAGCCCAAAGAGUGCGAUGAAGUUGGGUGGGCUUGGAACUGGGCCUGCCGUAUCGGCUCCGAUGACGAAGAGGGCUUUCUCAUAAGGCCAGCGGCGGAGGCGAAGGUGGAGGCCGAGCCGUCACUAUUGCGGUGAAAUGCGACUCAAUCUUCUCGAGGUCAGACGAUCGUAUAUUGAAGCUCAAAUGGCGAUCAAUUCUGAAACGCCAAUUGUUACACUGCACUGUGGAAGAUUGUUUGUAGGUUAUACUUAUUAAAUCCUUCAGGUACUGCUGAUCCGAAACUUCUCCCAGAGUAAUGCUGAUUAUCUGAGAAAAUUUAAGGGCACACGUUGGAGAAUGCCAAAAUGGCCGAGUUUUCCAUUACGAAUUGGAGAUACGGAUACUUCCGCGACAGUAAAUGGCCUUCUGAAGCAGUUGAUAUCCACCACGUUGUUCUUAGGAGUAAGGGUGGUGGAAAGGGUUUCCUCUUGUGUAUUUUUGCUGCCCUUGCGUUCUGUUUUUUGCUACUCAAGGACCAAUCAAUCUUUGUCGUCUUUUGGUGCUUGGUCUUGAAUGUAUUCUUUGCCAAGAAGUUGUUCAGGGAAACGGUUGAAAAAGAGUCUGUUAUGGUUAUGCCAAAUUUUGGAGUCCAACUUGAAACUCACUAUAGGAGUGGAAAAGUCAUCUGUCGGUUUGUGCCUGUCGAUAAACUUCUAAAACCAGUUCUCCUUGAAUGCGUGACUCCAGUUACUUGUGACUGGAGCUUGUCUUUGAUUAUACAAGGGGAAGACAAGCUAUUGUUGGUUUUCAAGGUAAUUUUAUUGUUUAUUCGAAAUUUCCUCACCUGGCACAUGAGCUAU
Molecule: messenger RNA, 869 nt
Organism: Momordica charantia (bitter melon)
Lineage: Eukaryota; Viridiplantae; Streptophyta; Magnoliopsida; Cucurbitales; Cucurbitaceae
Source: RefSeq, a predicted model, not a curated record